Funneliformis mosseae is the source of this 936-nucleotide messenger RNA. The record is from the annotation of a GenBank genome assembly. Lineage: Eukaryota; Fungi; Glomeromycota; Glomeromycetes; Glomerales; Glomeraceae.
AUGUCCAAAUUACGAUUCGCUUAUAAUAUAGGGAGGGUUUUGGGAAAUAAUUUAAAGAGUCAAUGCUCACGGAUAACAACUUUCAAGUCAUAUAGCAGUAACCCCAAUCUCAUAUUUUCUUUCGUAAUUCUCCGAAGUUUCUCUACUGGCAAAACGCAACAAAACAUUCGCUUGAGCAAACAUGAAUCAAUUGAUAAUUUUUCAAAAGUUGAACGACCAGCAUCAAUUUCAUACUUUACAGCCAAACCAACUUAUAAUGACUUUAUUAUACAACUUGAUGACCUUUUACAUAAACAUAGAACGACGCCCACUAAAUUAAUUGACAAAAAUGCACCACCGACUUUGUGGAUUUUGAAACAACAUUUGGAUGAAAAAUUAGGUUUACGUUUAAAAACAAAUCAAUAUCGACUCAUCACACGAAAGUUACAUCGGUUAGACAAAAUCAUGUUCGAAUUUGCCCCCGAAUUACAUAACUUUUUAGAUUUAUUUAGACGUUAUGAUCCAGAAAAAGAGAAAAAGGAUAUAGAGGCGAUGAAAACUGUUGAUCCUUAUGGAAGAGCUUUGGCGAUAGGCAGGAGAAAGGAGGCAACCGCUCAAGUUUGGGUGGUAGAAGGGGAUGGACAUGUACUUGUUAAUGGCAUCUCAGUAGCAGAUUAUUUUCCUCUCUUAAAAGAUCGUGAAUCGAUAUUAUAUCCGUUCCAAGUGACUGGCUUGCUUGGAAAAUAUAAUGUUUGGACAAAAGUCAAAGGAGGUGGCCCAACGGGUCAAGCAGGUGCAAUUGCUCAUGGAAUCACUAAGGCGUUGAUCAUACACAAUUCUGAUCUCAAACCAAUCCUAAGAGAAGCUAAACUUGUUACGCGUGAUACUCGCGUGGUCGAGCGUAAGAAACCCGGUCUUGCGAAGGCAAGAAAGAGAUACACAUGGGUCAAGCGUUAA